CUCUGAAGCAUGACCGAGCUGUGCCCGCAGAGCUGCGAUCGCGAACGAGAAGCGGAGGCGGCGGAGAGAGUCGCACAACGCUGUCGAGCGACGGAGGCGGGACAACAUCAACGAAAAGAUCUCGGAGCUGGCUACGCUCAUACCAGAGUGCCUCUUGGAUCCCAACGGUCAGUCUUCCCCUUCCCGUCGCGGCCUUCGUUUCCCGCUAAACUCCCGUAGCUGCCACGAUGACCAUGCCCGCGUCUCUCUCCACAGCGACCAGCGAAGACUUGCUGCUUGCCAACGCGACCCCUCAGUCCCCGAACCCUGCGAACUCGCCAACGGAAGGACCAGCAGAAACUGUCACCAAAAAGGAAGAGGGCGACGAGAAGGACGGCGAUGCCGGAGGCGUCAUUAAGGCGAACAAGGGCAUGAUCCUUAGGAAGAGCGUCGAGUAUAUCCGGUGAGUCAUGGUUUCACACCUCGUCAGGGCUGGCUAGGAGACGAGGAAUAUCUCAUGGCGGCAUCGUUCCGCGAAUGGAUGGGGGAAUAUGUGGGCUCUAGCUUGCAUGGUGGUGGCGCAUAAAUGUCUCUACGACUACUUCGCUGGAGCCUUUCGAGGUUUAAACCUCGGGAGCCGAUGUGUGCAUGUGAGGGCAAGCGCCGAACACGUGAGCUGCCUUCUCUUGAUGGCAUCCACCGACGCCCUUCCCGCCUGACCUCGGAAGUGUAUGCGCCCCGCAACAGAAGCGGCGGAUGUCGAGGGAGAACAUCGGGCGUGGCGCGCGAAAACAGGGCGUUGGAGUGCUAGUCGGAUGAAGGUGGUGCAUGUAUACGCGGGGCAUUCUUUUUAUUCGGGUUAUCGGUCCUACGUGAUCAUACGAUGUACUGACGAACAAUCUCGCGUUCUAUAGGUAUCUUCAACAGCUCGUGUCCGCCCAAGCUUCGAGGAACCGUGACCUCGAGCAGCAGCUCCAGCAUCUCCGUGUCUCGUCGGGGAGCCAGGCUGGCGAUAACGGCAGCGCGAACGAGGAUGAUACUCUCAUGCUGCACGAGGAGGUCGGCGACGAUUUCCUCAACAUGAACACUCCGUCGACAAACGGUGUCAACGGACAUCGUAGACAAACGUCCACCAGCAGCCGCUCCAAAAAGUUCACUGGCUUCGAGCUCGACACUGUUGCAGAGAUGGACCAGGACACGGACAAUGAGUACGACAGCUACAGCUACCACCGGCAUGGCCGGUGCGACGCCGACGAGGACCAGGAGAUGGACCGUCCAAGCACCGCCGGCACCGGCAUGGGUGCCAGCCCUCUCAGCAACGAGAGCGCGUCAGACGAGCUCGAGGGCGAGGGCGACGACAGGGAGCAGGAAGAGCGCGGCCGCAGGGGGCGCGACGGACGGCCGAUGGGCUUGUCAGGAAUCAAGACCGAAGAGGGCAUGGAGUCUUCGUAAGGUCUGCGCUGAGGACAGGCCCGGGUCUCAGGUGAGACUUCGGGCAGCUGUCCCGCAAAAGGCGGAGCGGCAGGUCUUCACCUUUGCCGUUACUGGUCGAGCGGCGGUCGAUACCGCCACGUCAUACGUGCUCGGCUGGUCUCCUGCUUACGUCCUUUCUUUAUUCUCUAUCGGUGUUGUGUAACGCAGCGCCGCCCUGCCGAUCUUCACAGUCAUCUUCGUCCACCUUACGCUCUCUCUUCGCAUCAUAUUCAUUCGUGCCAUCCGGCUACAUUGAAGUCUUGAAUACACUGCCUCUACGCGUCCGCCCUUCGGUUCCCGCAGCGUUUUCUGCCCCAUCAUUUUACCCACUCCGGUCCAGGCUUUCGUCGUACUCAGCAUUCGACUCUGGACUCUUGUCAGCGCAACGCCUCCGUCAUCGCUUCUCUUCCUCCCUCUCACGCUGCCACGGCCCUUCCACUGGCCCUCGCGAAUCCUCUAUUUUCUUUCCUGUACAAUCCCUUUGGUCAACUCUACCCGUCCUGCUCUCCACGCUCUUCUCACGUUAAUGUGCGAUCACAUCAUUCUCUCGCCUCUGCAACCAUUCACCCGUUCGACGCCACUCCGCAAGCAAGCCGUCAAUUGUCGAUUGUACUAUAGCCCCUCGCGAUCUUCACACACACUGUCUUCCUUUCCUUCCUUCCUCCCCUGCUCCGUCGAGCUUAUCUCGACCCCGCAUAUACGUUCAUCCUCUCAUUCCCUUCUUGGUUGUCGGUCGGCGAGGGCGCAGACGAGGGUGUGUAAGCAUGGCGAGGAGAGACCAACUCAAAUGGAUGUCACCGAGUCCUGCAACUAUCUAACGAACGUUUUUGCUUACUGACCAUGACUCCUGCUUGCCUGUCAUAACUUCUUCCUAGUCCGUAGUAUUAACUAACUCGAUCUCUCCCACACAUGUGUAGUAUAUGAUAGCUACUUUCCCUGUCCACUUCCUACAAUCGAUUCCGUCAAAUCACUCGCAUCGCCCUGGCG
Molecule: messenger RNA, 2439 nt
Organism: Phanerochaete carnosa HHB-10118-sp
Lineage: Eukaryota; Fungi; Basidiomycota; Agaricomycetes; Polyporales; Phanerochaetaceae
Exons: 1
Coding region: 1024-1431 (135 amino acids)
Source: RefSeq, a predicted model, not a curated record